CGAAUUUCCUUAGUUUCCUCUGUACAAUCUCUGAUGCAACAGAGGAUUGUUAUGGUUCUAUUUAAACGACCGUUUGCGUCCUUAAAUGAGCGUGUUUGACCUCUUUCGUGGUUUUUUUGGGGUCCCUGGUGGUUACAAUCGUGGAGAUGAUCGGAGGGACCCGUUCUUUGAUGGGAUUGUGAAUGAAGAUGAUGAAGAUGAAGACGAUGACGGUGGAUUUCACUACGAUGACUUUACCAGAUCCCAUCGGGACCCGUUAGAUGAUCUCUUUAGAUUUGGUUUCAGUUUUGGGCCUGGCGGGAUGCGCUUUGAGGAACCUAGAGGGUUCGGCCAGAUCUUCAAGGAGAUGGAGGAGAUCUUUGCUGGUCUCGGUCACUUUGAUGGCCAAGAUGGGUUUGGACACUGGAGUGUCCCAUCGAUAGAAGCCCCGCCUCCUCUGGAUGGUGCUGAAAAAGGCAGAGGUGGAGUGGGAAGUGGAAACUCGCUCAGGGAUUUCAUGUUGAAGUCUCCCGAGAGUUCACCCCGCAGGCCAUCCCGUCCUCCCCCCUCUGCGACACCGAAAGAAGGGGAUUCCACAUCUCCGCAGGGUCCCAAUGACCCCUUUCCUAAACGGAGACCCUUCUCAAAGUUUCAUGACCUUUGGAAAGAUGGUCUGCUUGGACCAAAGGAAGAAGAGAGAAAAGAGGAUGGAGAUCUUGACUCACGGGUGUCAUCAGGUGGACUGGAUCAGAUCUUAACUCCAGCACCUUCACAGCCCAAAAUGAGGUCAUUUUAUAAAUCUGUCAGCGUUUCCAAGGUGGUCCGACCAGAUGGAACUGUUGAAGAACGGCGAACGGUGAGAGACAGUGAAGGGAAUGAAGAGACUACAGUGAGCAUCACAGGAAGUCCAGGUGUUGAAGAUCAAACUGGUCCUCUCACGCCAGGUGAUUCUAGAUCAUCUACUGACAUGCAAGAUGAUUUCUCACUGUUUUCUAAGUUCUUUAGAGGCUUUUGAGGUUGAAAGAGUUCACAAAUAAAAGUUCCUCAUAAACCCACUAUCUGAUUCCACAUGGUUCAGUUUGAUUGAAUUCGUCACUGUGCAUGUGUUCAGAUCCAGUGAGUGUGUAAGUAAUCCAUUGCUUUGGGAUUGCAUUAUGCCUAAACACCAUGUUGUUGAUGCUGAUUUUUGAAAAAACAAUUGUUUUUCUUGCCAAAAAUGACUACGACAAAUCUCCAGCCUUGUUUAUUUUAAAUAUGCUUUCAGUCAUAAAUGAGCAGAUAAUUCUAUCAACAUUCUGAACUGUGUCAGUUGUUAGGUCAUGCCACAGGUUUUAGGAAAAGGAGAAAAAUCACACAGACUGCCCAACGCCACACAUGUAGUGUCUUUGUAAUAAAGAUUCAGUAAAGGCUGAAACGUUAAAUCAUUAUAAACGCUAUAAUAUAAUAAACAUUAACUUUAAUUUAUUUAUCAUAAAAUGUAUUUUUGGAGGCUGUUUUAUGAAAUAAAGAAAAUUAAAUAA
Triplophysa rosa is the source of this 1499-nucleotide messenger RNA. RefSeq names its product HCLS1 associated protein X-1 (gene hax1). The coding region runs from base 86 to 994 and encodes 302 amino acids. The transcript is spliced from 7 exons. The record is from RefSeq and is a predicted model, not a curated record. Gene Ontology annotation, cellular component: actin cytoskeleton; apical plasma membrane; sarcoplasmic reticulum. Gene Ontology annotation, biological process: negative regulation of apoptotic process; regulation of actin filament polymerization. NCBI's taxonomy places the organism in Eukaryota, Metazoa, Chordata, Actinopteri, Cypriniformes, Nemacheilidae.